AUGUUUACACCACAACACCAACAGCUGUCGCCUAAUCGGGCGUCAAUCAACAUGCAGUCGCCACAAGCCAGUAACCUAUCGAGAGGUAUAUUUCAGAGAGGCGGGUUUGCGACCAACCCCGGAGCAGACAGGCGAAAUCAUAUGCCGGGUAUCGCAUCACUCAUGCAAGAAUGGAGUUCAACAUCAUUGGCGAAUAACGCAAUGAAUAACUAUGGUGGGUCAAGUUCUAGUAGCAGUCGAUCUACGUCUGGCUACAACUUGUCCUCCCAGCAUGGUUUUCAUUCGGCAUUUGGCAGCAACCAUGUUGACAAUGGCAAUGCAGCACCUCCUAUACUGGACCCGUCUGAGUUUCCUUCUCUCACCACUGGACGUAUAUCCGGCAGUGGGCAAGGAGACAAUGUCGGUGUUCUACAUUCCAGCACAAUGCCUGCAGGAAAACCUUAUGGUAAACAUUCACCAUUCAAAUCAUUUGAUCAGCUGUUUAGUAUGGGAAUGGUGAAAGCGCCGACGUCCGAAACGAGCGAAUUUACAAUGAGUAGUAAAGACUUUCCAGCAUUGCCUGGUACGCAACCUCUCAGUGUUACAACUACCUCGUCUACGACAACGGAUCCAAACCAACAGUCCUCAACAACAACUUCUGGCUCGACGACUAUUUCAUUGGAUCAGAAUGGAAUGCAAUCGUCUACUGACCAUCUGUCAGAUCAGAGACUGAACAACCUGAAUAGCCAAUCGGACAAUAAUUCUCAAGAAAAUGGAGACUCGGGAACCAAAAAAGGAGUGCAAACAUCACCGGAUGGUAAAGUGACUAACAUACCUGGUAGUAUGGUACGUGAUCAAUUUGGUAUUGUUGGUCUAUUGACCUUCAUCAGGGCAGCAGAAUCGGAUCCCAACUUGGUAUCAUUGGCUCUUGGACAAGACUUAACUGCGCUAGGGCUGAACUUAAACUCACCUGAAAACAUUUACCCAACUUUUGCUGGCCCUUGGGCAGACGCACCAUGUCGGCCGCAAGAUGUUGAAUUCCAUGGACCUCCUGAGUACAUUAUUAAUCAUGGAAUCAGGGAUAAGUUAGCGCAAGUCAAGUUGUCCAGGUAUAAAGAAGACCUGUUGUUCUACCUCUUUUACACUAAUUAUGGUGAUGCGAUACAAUUGGCAGCUGCUAAUGAAUUGUACUCUCGAGACUGGCGUUAUCACAUGGAAGAGCGCGUAUGGAUUACGCAAGCGCCUGGAUUGAGUUUAAUAGAGAAAACUAGUACAUAUGAACGGGGCACGUAUUAUGUGUUUGAUGCGCUCACGUGGCGCAAAGUGCCCAAGGAAUUUCUGUUGGAGUACAGCAAGUUGGAAGGUCGACCCACCGUACCAAAUGUGCCGCUCACCACCCCUAAUCUACUCUGA
Molecule: messenger RNA, 1392 nt
Organism: Macrosiphum euphorbiae (potato aphid)
Lineage: Eukaryota; Metazoa; Arthropoda; Insecta; Hemiptera; Aphididae
Source: the annotation of a GenBank genome assembly